Messenger RNA from Aphidius gifuensis, 1613 nucleotides. RefSeq names its product chromatin modification-related protein EAF1-like. Lineage: Eukaryota; Metazoa; Arthropoda; Insecta; Hymenoptera; Braconidae. Gene Ontology annotation, molecular function: transcription coactivator activity. The transcript has 4 exons. Bases 102 to 1577 code for a protein of 491 amino acids. Gene Ontology annotation, biological process: positive regulation of transcription by RNA polymerase II. The record is from RefSeq and is a predicted model, not a curated record. Gene Ontology annotation, cellular component: RNA polymerase II transcription regulator complex.
AUUACGAAAUAAUAUAUUUGGAGGGAGCAUCAGGUGGUAUAAAAAGGUCGAAAACUUUGUUGAUCUUCACUCAACUCUUCACCAAACUCCAAACUAUCAACAUGAAAUUUGUCCUGUUGUCAGUGGCAUGCCUGGUAGGUGUAACCCUCGCUGCACCAUCAUCGAGUUUUAGAGUUAAAAGGACUAUCCUUCCUGGUGAUCCACGAUAUGGUACCGAGUAUCAUCUUAAAAAUCAAUUUGCUCAAGGAAAAAGUGGUGAACCAGCACAAACAUACGGACCACCAAACUACAAAUCUGGUACACCAAUAAGUACAGUUCAGCCACAACAACAUGCUCAGUAUUAUCAACAGGUACAAAAGCCAAGUAAUGCAUACUUGACUCCUUCAACCAAACAACAACAAGUUGUUAUUCCAUCAACAUCAUAUGGUUCACCAGUACAAAAAUCAAGCAGCCAAUAUUCAGCACCAGCUUCUUCUGAAGUUAGACAACAACAAAACAAUGUACCAUUGACAUCAUAUGGUACACCAGUUGAAAUUCGUGCAGCACCACUUGUAAAAGAACAACACCUUCAAUAUCAAGCACCAGCUCAACAACAAACACAAAGAUUCCAAGCUCCAGUACAACAACAGACACAAAAAUUCCAAGCUCCAGUACAACAACAAACAUAUCACUAUCAAGCCUCAGCACCAGCUCCAGCUCCAGCUCAAGUACAAGUACAACAAUAUCAAACUCCAGUAGCUCAUGUACAACAAUAUCAAGCUCCAGUUGUUCAAGAAGAACAACAAGAAGCUUAUGUUGCUCCAGUAGAACAUCAUGAAGCUCCAGUUGUUCAAGAAGAAAAUCAUUUUACUGUACAAACUUAUGAAGCACCAUCAGUCGUUGAAGUAGCUCAUCAAGAACAAAGUUUUAAUGCUCCAUCAUUCAAUACUCAAUCAUUCAGUGUACCAACAUUCAGUGCACCCGCAUUCAGAGCUCCAUCAUUCAGUGCUCCAUCAUUUAGUGCUCCAUCAUUCAGUGCACCCACAUUCAGUGCUCCAUCAUUCAGUGCACAAUCAUUCAGUGCUCCAUCAUUUGCACAUGUUCAAACUUAUCAAGCUCCAUCUGUACAAGCUGUACCAGCACCAGUUUAUGGUGCUCCAAUUCAAACUUACCAACACACAUUUAUUCAAAAAUCAUCACCAGUACAGUUUGAUGAUGUAGAACCAACAGCAACAGCAGCUCCAGCACCAGCUCCAACUCCAAGUGCUCCAGUUGUAGCUCCAACUCCAGCUCCAGCACAAGGUGGUUUUCCAAGUUUUCCAAGUGCUCCAAGCUUCCCAAACUUUGAACAAAUCACUCAAAGUAUCUCAAACAUCCAAUUUCCAGAUGUAUCAAGUCUUGGCUCAAAUUUCCCAUUCAUCUCACAAUUAUUCACACAACAACAACAACAGCAACAACAAGACCAACAACAACAACGUUUCGAGGUUGCAGCACCACAACAAGACACAGUUGUUGUUGAAAAUUUACAACGUCAAGCACCACAACAACCUCAACCAACUCAACAAGCAAUUGGAUCCAAUGGUGGAUACGUUUACUAAAAAAUUAAAAUAUUAACUGACUGUCACAUAAAAAAA